This is a messenger RNA of Rhodamnia argentea, 1048 nucleotides long. Its product is annotated as protein PLANT CADMIUM RESISTANCE 8-like. The record is from RefSeq and is a predicted model, not a curated record. The transcript is spliced from 4 exons. Lineage: Eukaryota; Viridiplantae; Streptophyta; Magnoliopsida; Myrtales; Myrtaceae. The coding region runs from base 395 to 1048 and encodes 217 amino acids.
ACCACCCUCAUGGGACGUCGACCCCACUUCUCUGCCGCCUGCCACCGCAACUACCAACCCCCAGCCGGCGGACUGUCUCCCCCCGACACGCUGCAAACUCACAACGCCAACAACGAUGACCACGAGAAAACCUCAUCUUCACCACCACCAUCACCAAAACCCACAAUUCCUCCUCCUUCUCUCACUUCCCAUGUCGACCCGGAGCCAUCUGCGCCACCUCAACGACAUAGAGUCCGUGCAAGUGGUGGUCUUCCCACCAGCGCCCCCGGUGGCAGCGGCAACCGUGCCGGACAACCAGAUCGUGCCUUACGUGUCUCCCGAAAACAAUAGCAACAGACAAGAAAUGGGCCAAAACUGGCCUCGUUUUUGGCUAAUACUGUGACUACCGGGCCAUAUGGAGUGCCGGGGAGCCCAUAUUAAUAGGCACGCGGCCGCCACGGGGCUCGCCGUCAUGUUUCCUCCGCAGAAAGCAAAUCAUCAGGUGCCGCUGCCAUUGGCGAACGACGAAUUGGUAGUGCAUGACAACGAUAUGGCACCAGCAGCAUCGGUGGCUCCGGUAGCCAGGUCGACUUGGCUGGGGCCAGAAGGGCCGCAGGUGAUUCUGGUUCCGUUCGUGGGGGUUCCGUGGAGGAGUGGGCUCUUCGAUUACUGUCAACAUCCCACUAACACUAAUGCAACAAUAACAACAGUAGCACCAUGCGUGACGUUUGGACAGAUUGCUGAGAUAUUGGACAAUGGCAGCACCAGUUGCUUGACGGGUUCGUUUCUGUACUUCUUCCUGUUCCUGGUGCUAUGCCGUUGGAACUUGGGAGUCUCGUACAGAAGGAGGCUCCAGAGCUCAUUUCAGACAGCGGAGAAGCCGCUCGGCGACCGACUCUCCCACAUUUAUUGCCCGCUUUGCUCACUUUGCCAGGAGUUCCGGGAGCUUAAGUACCGCGGCCUGGACCCUUUUCAAGGUGACCAAGGCGUGAUCGCAGGGAUACUAUACGAGCAGAGGGAACAAGGAGCGGCAAUCAUCCCUCCCACGAGCCAAGCGAUGAUGAGAUGA